AUUCCUCUGUAACUACUGUGGUUGGUGUGUAGUCUUACUACUUCCCUUGUUUGAUCAAUGGCUUUCAGAAAUCUGACGUCCAAGAAAAUCAUUAGCUUUUUUUUAAAACUAUCAGUGAAAUGCCCCCUUAUAUUUCAUUUUACUGUCCUAACUUUUAUUUAUUUUCAGUUCCCUGAUGUACUCACUAGCAUAAGGAGGAAUUGUGUUUGUUCAGCAUGUCACUCAGAACUGGGCUCUGCUACUAAACAUCUGUGCGGUGUGAUUUCUUCACCUCUAGGGCAGCAACAAGGAGUUAGCUAAGUAAUCCACAGCCAGGGAGGGAGACAAAAUGUGACUUUAAAAGGAAAGAUAGGGAGCAAUGACAACAUUUUCCAUUUGAUCUUAAAAUAGGUCCGGUUACAUGGAGCUACGGACAGCAGUUCUUACAGAAUAGUGUCAGGUCAGUUCCUCAAACCAAAGGGAAAGCCUGAGUCACAGUCUGAGCUCUUCUCUAGCUUCUUUUGUGUUGAACAGCAGAGCCCAGCUGGAUCACUGGUGUGGAAUUUCUGAGCGGCUCAUUUGCGCUGCCGCUGCUGGGGUUACCCGAGGCAGGAGCUGGGCUGGGCAUUACUGAUUCGAUCUGUGGGGCACAGCUGCCAGGAUCCCUGUACUUCAGCUGGGGUCACCACGGGAUAGGAGGGGCUGUCACUGUCCACUCUUCCCUUUGCAGAGGGCUGCCCCGAGACCCGUCGGCGAGGGCACGCCCAAUCUCCGGGCUGGUACGAGGGAGGGGUUUCCACCGACUUCUCCAGGGGUCUCAGGCGUGCAGAGGCGCGUCCAGGGCCCUGGCUGGCCUCACCCCGUGACCUCGGGCAGCCCUGCGCCGGGGAAAUGGGCUCGCCCACCAGGAGCUGACUCGAGGAGCCUGGAGUGCCCGGCUCGUCUCUCGGGAAAUGCCCCAGUGCCCAGCGCGUCCGGGACAGGCGGGCUCGCUGGCGGGCUUGUCACCCGAUUGUAAAGCGCAACGCCCUCGCCUUUGUCCCGCGGGGCGCGCUCUCUAUUUACCCUCCUCGCCUCUUACUUCCUUGUUCCCCGGCGGGCCAGGUGCUGUAAACCACCGUGCGGACACCGCACCUGGCUCGCCGCGGAUGUAAGAGGAAGAGGAGGAGAUGCGGCUGCCUGCCCCGUCCCUGUGCCAACAACCCCCAUGGCACCCACACGCCGGAGCUCCAAGCCCGGGGGUUGGCACCCGCGCUUCUGUCUUGGGGGCAGCAGCCGCACUUUCCCUUGCUCUGCUGUCUGAUGCCCUGGGUGCCAGCCAGAUGCCAGGCGCCUGCGUCACUCCCCAAGGGAACUGCACCCGGUUCCCCUUCUUCUCGGAUUUCAAGGGCCAGAACAAGGUGGCCCUGAGCGCCCUGGAGUCCGCCGUGCUCGCCUUCAUCUUCCUGGUGUCCCUGCUGGGCAAUGCCUGCGCCAUCUCGUUGCUGGCCAGGAAGAAGAGGCUGCGCACCGCCAACUGCCUGGUGCUCAACCUCUUCUGCGCUGACCUGCUCUUCAUCAGCGCCAUCCCCGUGGUCCUCGUGGUGCGCUGGACCGAGUCCUGGGUACUGGGGGACUUCGUCUGCCACAUGCUCUUCUACGUGAUGAGCCUCAGCGGCAGCGUCACCAUUCUCUCCCUGGCGGCCGUCAGCCUGGAGCGCCUGUUCUGCAUCGUGCGGCUGCGGCACACGGCCCGCUGCAGCUGCAGGCUGCUGGCCGGGAUCCUGCUGCUCAUCUGGGGCCUCUCCGCCCUCGCCACCCUCCCGCUCUGCCUCUUCUUCAGCGUGGAGCCGCUGCUGGUGCGCGGUGAGGAAGUUCAAAUUUGCACCUUGGUUUGGCCCAGCAUUGCAGGAGAAAUCUCUUGGGACGUAACAUUCACCUUUGUGGUCUUUGUAAUACCAGGAUUAGCCAUUGUGAUCAGUUAUACAAAAAUUUUACAGAUUACAAAAGCAUCACGAAGAAGAUUAAAUGUCAGUUUAGCCUAUUCAGCAAAUCAUCAGAUUCGAGUCUCCCGACAAGAUUACAAACUAUUUCGAACUUUGUUUCUGCUGAUGAUCUCUUUCUUCAUCAUGUGGAGUCCAAUUGCUAUCACUAUUCUCUUAAUUUUAGUUCAGAACUUCAAACAUGAUUUAGAUAUUUUGCCAUCAUUUUUCUUCUGGAUAAUGGCAUUCACUUUUGCCAACUCUGCUGUCAAUCCAGUUUUGUAUAAUGUUACCCAUUUCAGACAUGAAUGGCGGCAAGUUUUUUCAUGUUGCACAGCUCUUCCUGGAAGGAGAAUGACUAGUACGGAAACCACGGCAAGAAGAAAUGACCAGAGACAACCUAACAUAUCCGUAAUUUCCAAAUAAUUUACAAACUAUGACUCAACUGUUGCUUUGGCUGCUAAACCAUACACUUUUCCACACUGACAAGCUCCCCAUUUUAUAGUAUUAUGUGCUAAAGAAAGCAUAUAGAAAAAUAAUAAAUGUAUAGUUAAACUUCUACAUUCCUAACCUAGGCAAAGUUCACUUGUCUUGGGAGUUUUACCUUACUAACGACUGCAGAAUUUAAUCCUCUCUUCUCACACUGAUGUAAUCAAGAGUAACUUCACUGACAUUGGUGGAAGCACAGGUUUGUGAAACAGUGUAACUUCUAAUAAUUAGGCUUUUCAGGGCAGCUGGUAUAAGUUGUCCAUUGAUUACAGUGGAGCCCGGGCAAUUUACAGCAGCUGAGGAUCUACCCUAGUUUCACUAUUUGCCUUUUUAAAUGGGUGUAAAAAGUGCACCUUCAAAAAUGUGUACUCACUAAGUCCAUAACAUUAAAAAAAGGUGUUUACAUGCACAAAUUAGGUGACUGGCUGCCUAAACAUGCUUUUGUGAAAAUCAUCUUUAUGUAUAAAAUGCCAACCUGAACAACCAAAUGUGAGUUUUGCUGGUUCAAUGAGCAUAUGAUCAUUUUUGCUGGUAUGUCCUACAUCUGAAAAUUUGGUCCUUAUAACUAGUUAAUGUCUGGCACCAUUUUUGUUGGACUUAAUGUUACAGUAGAUAGAAUUGUUUAUUUUUCUUAAGCAUGUAAAAAUAAGGUAAUUACAAAUUGUGUAUUUUUACACAUCUUCAGUCCACUAUGAAGUGUAAUAAAAUAAAAAUAUUCUCUGAUGUGGUCAAUGAAUUUCCUUUUGUAUUUAAAUACUAUUUUGCUUUCCAGUGAAUCCAAUAAAGAUGAUGCACUAAGUCAAGACGGCUUUUUAAAAUUAAAUAGAUAAUAUGGGAUUUUAAAAAAUUUGCCUGCAAAAUUAUUGGACAAAGUAAAAAAAAACAAACAGCCAAAUAACAAACCUAUGAAAGAUUACAUACUUAAAUACUACCACCUGUAUUCCUUAUUCUAAACAUUGCAGUAAAAUAAUGGUUUUGCCAAUAAAACAUCUUCUCUCUAUAUUUACAGAUUAUUCAUUUCCUGUUAUUCACAUUUAUUAAAAGUUUCAUUGGUUUAUUGACAGGGUGAGCUACAGAGCUCAGAUAAAUAUAUUUUAAGUCUGAGAAGCUGUUUUAAAGGUUAACAUAGUCACUCUGUAAACUUUACAUCCGCAUUGAUGUUACAUGAUUUGUUUCCAUAGUUUCAAAA
Messenger RNA from Pelodiscus sinensis (Chinese soft-shelled turtle), 3618 nucleotides. RefSeq names its product free fatty acid receptor 4 (gene FFAR4). NCBI's taxonomy places the organism in Eukaryota, Metazoa, Chordata, Testudines, Trionychidae. Gene Ontology annotation, cellular component: plasma membrane. Gene Ontology annotation, molecular function: G protein-coupled receptor activity. The record is from RefSeq and is a predicted model, not a curated record. Gene Ontology annotation, biological process: G protein-coupled receptor signaling pathway.